Messenger RNA from Sporothrix brasiliensis 5110, 336 nucleotides. RefSeq lists its product as uncharacterized. The transcript has 2 exons. Lineage: Eukaryota; Fungi; Ascomycota; Sordariomycetes; Ophiostomatales; Ophiostomataceae. The coding region runs from base 1 to 336 and encodes 111 amino acids. Gene Ontology annotation, molecular function: oxidoreductase activity. The record is from RefSeq and is a predicted model, not a curated record.
AUGGUCGCGUUCAUCAAGCGCAAAGAGGGCAUGUCCCUCGAGGACUUUUACACGCACUGGGAAGACGUCCAUGGACCGCUCGUCAAGCCCUGGGCCAAGAAGCACGGCCUCACCUACAAACAGGUCCACACCGGCUCAAGCGCCCCGACCGGCGUCGACUCCGAGUUCCUCAGCAAAUACGACGGCUGUGCCAUCUUUGAAUUCGCAGACCCCAAUGCCAUUACGGUGGCGUUUGCCGAUCCGGAAUUUAAGCGGGAUGUGUCGCCGGACCAGGAAUACUUCAUGCAGGAACAGGUGACUAUUAUGACGACGGGCAGCACUGUGACCAUAGUGUAG